GGCCCGCCAUGGCGAGCCCCGCGCGCCCGCAGCCGGAGUCGGCGGCCCCGGGGGCCUGGGGCAGCGGCGCGGCGGGGGAGCGGCUGCUGCUGCUGGAGCUGCGCUGCGCCCGGCCGCCGUCCCCCGGCUGCGAGGAGGAGGAGGAGGAGGGGGAGGAGGCGGCCGCGGGGGAGGACUGUUGCCCCAAGUGCAAGAAGCGGGUGCAGUUCGCGGACUCGCUGGGGCUGAGCCUGGCCAGCGUGAAGCACUUCAGCGACGCCGAAGAGCCGCGGGUGCCGCCCGCCGCGCUGUGCCGCCUGCAGAGCCCGCCCGCCGAGCACCGCGACCCGACGGAGCCCGGCGCUGCCCCGGGGCCGCCCCGCCCGUCGCCCGCCCUGCGCCUGGAGCCCGACUUCCCCGACGACGGCGCACCGAGCGCCGAGCGGCUGCGGCGGCAGCGCGUCUGCCUGGAGCGGCUGGGGCGGCCCGCGUUGCCUUCCGACGUGCGGGGCACGGUGCGGGCGCUGCGCGGUUCCGGGCCCGGCGAGGUGACGGUGCGCUACACCUUCAACGAGUGGCUCUCCUUCAUGGACGUCCCGGCCUCGCCGCUGCCCCCGGCCCCGGCGGACGGCGCCGAGCCGCCGGCCGAGCGCUUCUCCUUCGCCCUGUGCGUGCCGCCCAGCAUGCGGGAGGGCUCGGCCCUGCACUUCGCCAUCCGCUACCGCGGCUCGCAGGGCGAGCAUUGGGACAACAACGACGGCCGCAACUACACGCUGCGCUGCCGCCGCGACCCCGAGGGCUGCCCGGAGGCGGCCGCCGCGCCCGGCGACUGAGCGACAGCCGUGCGGCCGUCGGGGGGAGGUUGGGACGACGGCUGAAGUAGGAUCGGGGCACUGCGGGCCGGCUCCGCGUUGAGAGAGCGAAGAGACCGAGUGGGGCCCCGGUGCCGCUCCCUGCCUUGCCCAGAAGGACGUCCGCGGAAGGGGCUGUGAUGAACAUAGGCUGCCGGAGACACGGCUGGCAGGCCUGGAGCCGGGGCGGAGGAGUGGUUAAAAAUACUGUCUGAUAGCGAGUUAUCAGGAGAGCUUCGAUAACAACAGCCCGCAGUCACGUGCUGUGCAGUGGAAGAUGGUGUCUGUCUGGCAGGCGGUUCGGUAUGCCCGUGUUGGGGAGCGCGGUGACCUGGACGGCCUCCUCGCAGCGCAGUGACAGUGUGAUAGGGAGGGUAUCUCGCUAAUGAACGAAAGCAAAUGCUUCGCUUCAUCUCUCCUUAUGUUACAUUUUGCACCACGCUUGCAAGUGUUUUUAAUUUAUUCAGCUCGUUUUGCGACAUCUUUUCCAGUAUUCAUUUGUUGUUGGGUUUGGACGCUUAACCCACAGCCCUUCACUCUUGCAUUGCAUCGCACUGCACGCAUUGAGGUUGGCCACUGCUGUGUCCCAAGUCCUGACGUUAGGCAAAAAAAGUGCCAAUGCAAACGGCUUUGUCAGAAUAAAAAGCUUUUUUAAAAGCUCGCCGACACAAACCAUCAUUUUUACUGCAUCUUCUGUACAGCAGAACAUGUGUGUUAACCCUGCCCCGUGCCCUGUGGGGGCAGCUUGUGCAGAGCUCGGGUGCAAGGAGGCUCUGCUGGUAUGGGGUUCUGUAGAGGAUGUGAUGGCUCCUCUGCAGCGUGACUCAUAUUAUUUUGAUAUUUUUUUUUCCCCGAUGAAAAAAUAGAUGAAGUGUUGUCUGGAUGCAGAAAAUGCUUUGGCCUUUGUGUGUGUCUUCUUUAGCAAGACCCUGAGUGAUGAGCUUCCUUUUAUAAACAGAGCACACUGCAUUUUCUCAGGUCUUCGUUUCCUUUGAAGAUAUAAAACAUUUUAAAGCCUCUUAUGAGCACCUUAGAAAUAUUUGCAUCCCUGUAAAUACCCCAUACCUGAAAAUGAGUCUUCAGCUAAGCUGCCCUUUCUGCGAGCUGGUGCAGAGCUGUUGUGCACUGUUAGGUUGCAGGCGAGGACGUGGAAUAACGCAGCGUGCAUUAGCCAUUGAUAGCUGUAUCAAUGAAAUAACGUGCUCUUAAGCUGAUACGUGAUGCCAAUGGCAUCAAGAUAGAUUCUUUUAAGUAGUGUAAUGUCUCAGACUUGUGGAGUGCAUUCCUUAUUCUGUGUUUUGUUCAUUAAUUGCUUCAGAGAAGAAGGAAGUUUCACCAGCAAAGGGUGGGCUGCGGGGCUGUCUCCUAAAACAGAACACAGCAGCAGCCAUGCUCCAAGGCAUGAGCUGUGGGGCUGGCACAUACAAGAAUUGUAGCUGCGAUCUGCAGUUAUGUGUAGAGGAUAAGAAACAUUCUCUGCUAUUCUGUAAGCUAUGGACAAGGGAUGUGAAACAUCCAGCCUCCGAAAAGUGUAACAUUUAUGUGUUAUCUGAAAUUCAAAAUGCAGAGAAAAAAAAAAUCCUGCAGGUUAAAGCAGAACAUUGUUACGCCUUGGCAACAGGUGAAAUGCUUUACUAUGAGAUUCUUUUUGUGAAAGAGGAAACUUCUCUCAGACAGAACUCAAACAUAACCACUUUUCAAUACGCAAAACAAUUUUUUCCCCUGUAUUUUCAUACGGCAGGCUAUGGAGAUGCAAGGCUGCACCAUAGGUUACGUAGGUACAUAGGACAUGUACGUACCAAAUGCCGGCAUCCCAGAACCAACACAGCACAGGGCGGGUGCUAGGUCGAGAUUCAUUGCUUGUAACUUCAUUAUCAAGGAAAUAUAUUCAAAUUGAAUUAGUUCUAAUUAUAUAAAAUGAGAAAGUCCAGCAGAGUAAAAUGUGAAGUGAAACGCGCUUCUUGUUUGGUUGCAUUACUGUUAAUGUCAUAUUUUAUAGGGAUUCAGGGCAUAGCUUUUGCAGAACGUGCUCAUAAACACAUUCCCUACCCCAACAUAAGAAAUAAAAAAUAAUACAGAUUUGUUAGCACUCUUGGAUAAACUCCAGCUGUAAAGAUUUCUAGUUCAUGCAGAUUUUUUUUCCUGUGGAUUCAGGGCUUAACGGAGAAAGAGAUGUAUCAGUUUUUUUAUAGGUGUAAAUAAGAUAAACAGUAAAUAGUUGAACCUCUACACUGGGUUACUGUGAAGGACAUCAAAGUUAUAUUUUUCUUAAGGGCUUUUUUUUUUUCCCCCCAGUUUAUAAUGGUGUUUAAAUUCAGAUUUAAAUCAGAAAGGAGUGAAGUUCAAUUUGCUUUGGUGUCCUGAAGCACUACAGACUUGCAUGCAGACUGCUUCUGUUUCAUUUGAAGCCGGGGCUUUCAGUCAGAGCUUGAAAAUACGGCGUCUGCUCCCAUUGACUUCCUGGGAUCUGGAUCCAUCCACCCGUCCCAAGUACUGCACAGAGAUAGGGGAAAUGAUUGAGGUUUAAUUGUCUGUUCUGGGACCUGUGUUACGUGGCACUGUGAUGAAUGUCAGAGCUCAAAACCUGCCAUCUAGGCCUGCCAGUAAUUAAAUCACCUUAAUUGUUUUUUAUGAUUCUUUCUAAGAGAGGGAAAAUUACUUGCCUUGCAUUAGCAUAUUUCCAAAGACUGGUAUAAAUAUUUAUGUGGUGCACUCGUUCAGAAGAAAGCCCGUGCAUUCUUCCCAGGUCUCCAUAGUUCUCUUCCUUUGAAUGUAGAACAGUCGUUUGAAUGCACUGCUUACAUCACUUCCUCACACCCCUUGUAAAGCUUCAGUAGUUAAUGGGCUUAAUGGUAAAAAAAAGUACAGUGGUUUAGAAAGAAGCAUCUCUUCCAACACAUGAACAAUACUCUGUGUAACCUGCGGGAUUCUUUGAAGGUGCAUACCUCUGUGAAACAGGUUUGAGAGCUCUGGUUUUUUUCCUCUUACAAUUUUGGUUAAUAUACAGUGCUGGAGGAAUUACUGGUUUCUCUCUUUUUUUCUGCUUCCAUAUUAAGGGUUCAUGCACACGCUUUACUUUCCAAAAUGCUGAAAUAAGAUAAAGAAUAAAAGCUCUUGGGGAAAAGAAUUACACACCUUCAAUCUUUUUUAUAGACAUCAUCAAGCAAAAUAUUCCUAAGAGUAUGAAAUAGCUCUGGCUGUGUUGAGAACCAGGAGCAAAGCAAUGAGUAUGCUCGUGACUUCAAUAAUGCCAGGAGUUCACUGUAGGUCAUUAUAGAAUCAUAGAAUCCUCAUGAGUUGGAAGAGACCUUUAAAGGCCAUCUAGUCCAACUCCCCUGCAAUGAAUGGGGGCAUCCACAGCUAGAUCAGGUUGCUCAGAGCCCCGUCCAGCCUGGAAAACAGACAAUGUACAGCUCCUUUAUGACUCCUCAUAUACAUAUCCUUACUGAAUCCAUCUAGAGAGACGCAUUCAUGUAGCCUUAUAGAAAGUAAGUUGAGGGAAUGGUGUUUCUCCAUAAAAUUAUUCUUUCUUCUACCUGCUGAUGUUAGAAGGUAUAACUAAUGCUUCUAAUGCUUGGAAACUUGGUGAAGCUUCACACAGAACUAUCUUUCUACAGAUGUGAGCUGUAGGUUAAAAUCCUUCUUGGCCUCUUUCAGUAUUGGAUAUAAAGUGUUCACAUGCUACUCCAGGUUGCUUUACUUAAGACAGCUUUUUCUCUGAUGUGUGUAGGCAUUGUGAAACUGGCCUUUCAAUUGCAGUAAAAUCCAGUGAGCAGUGGUAGCACAGCAGAAAGGCCUUUCCUUUUGGCAGUUACUAAUGCUGAAGGAAUUUUUUUUUUUUUUUUUUUUCUUUCAGAGAGCUGUUUCCAGGUUUAUACAGUGAAAUACAUCACAAACCAGCAUAUGUGUAAACAGUCAAAUUUUGGUGAUACUGCUGAAAUAAAUUGUUUGUUAAAAUGAUCAGGGACAAACUUAACAUUUUUAAUACAAUACAAGCAAGCUUGAUUUGAUAAAACAUUGCAGCUUUAGUAGAUACUUAGCGGGCUGCCUUCUUUUAUAAAGGAUAUACCUUCUAUAAUGGCGGACACUGUACAUCAAUCAUGGUAUCAUUCCUUUGCAUUUUAUCACUUCCCAUCAUUUACACUGCUUUGACAAAAUCCAGCAGAACUACUGACAGGUGCCAAGAAAGAUUUAAUGAGUGCUGCACUGUCAACUCUGCUGGUGGAGCAUAGAAGGUGCAGCAGGAAGAAGAUAGGAACUACUAGGAUGGACCAAAGCACCAGCUCCAGAAUGCAGUCUCUAUCAGUAACAAUAAGUGCAAGCUUCACAAGAGUAAGAAUAGGGAAUUUGUCCCAGCCUACACCUAUUUCUGAUCUGUACUUCUUAAGCCAGGUGUGGCUUCUAAGUAUUUUCCUUCCAUAGUUUGUAGGAUUUCAACAAUAAAGAAUUUGAUAAGGUAUGCUUUUAAACAGAACUAAGUAUGCUACGAUAAAAACUUAAAAUAGACUUUAGGCAAGGUCAAAAUCAUAUUUCUAGGCAUCUUCCAAUCCUGUACAGCUAAUAGGCACAUCACUGAUACUAAUGGAGAGUGCACUAUGUGUGCGUCGAUGAGCAAAGUCAUAGAGAUUUGGCCAAAAGAGGUAACAGACAUCUAAAAUGUACUAAUUGUGUGGGAUUUGAGGAGUAAACACUAAGACCUUUGCUACCUUUGCACUCCUGUUGACAAGUUAGAUAGUACAACACAGGCUUUUGGUCCUGAGCACCAGAAGUUUCUUAAGUUAAUUCUAACAAAUGAUGUAUAUAUACUAUAUGGUAAGCUCAUGGUCAGUUUGGAGUUAGGAACUAAUUUUUCCUUGACUGAGAAAGGGAGCUGUCUUAAACUCUGCACUAAAGUUGGGGGAGACAGGGAAAUUAUAGGGCCUGAAUUUCAUGUAUGUCUUUCUUGAUGGGUGUCUGUAGAGUGUAUCCUGAAGAUAACUAGUGCACCUUUGCAGGUAAUAAUGCCUAAGAGAGAACCUGGUUGGCAAUGCUGAAACAAAAAAGAAGGAGCAGAUGGCACAAAUUAGGAGUGCAGCAGCUAUUUAUCCACCACCAAAACUUAACAAAAGAAUUUUCAGGCAUUAAUAUAGAAGUGAUUUUCAUAAUCUUAAGGCAAUUUUGUAUUCAUGAUUGCACCUUCAUGACAAGAUGUAACGUCUAUAGUUGUACUCUUGGUGGAAAUUGAAUCCUAAACCUCACAGGAGAGGUACUAAUAUUUUGAAAGAAAUUAUUAUGUAUAAUUAUUAUGUAUUUAAAAGACUUCUAUUUGAAGAUCUUUUUUUUUUCUUAAAUAUGUUGAAAUACAGUGAAAACUGAGAUUUAAAUAGUAAAAAUGCUACAGUUGCAA
This is a messenger RNA of Numida meleagris (helmeted guineafowl), 6216 nucleotides long. RefSeq names its product protein phosphatase 1 regulatory subunit 3G (gene PPP1R3G). Gene Ontology annotation, biological process: regulation of glycogen biosynthetic process. The transcript has a single exon. Gene Ontology annotation, molecular function: glycogen binding; protein phosphatase 1 binding. Bases 9 to 812 code for a protein of 267 amino acids. Lineage: Eukaryota; Metazoa; Chordata; Aves; Galliformes; Numididae. The record is from RefSeq and is a predicted model, not a curated record. Gene Ontology annotation, cellular component: protein phosphatase type 1 complex.